Molecule: messenger RNA, 3530 nt
Organism: Paralichthys olivaceus (Japanese flounder)
Lineage: Eukaryota; Metazoa; Chordata; Actinopteri; Pleuronectiformes; Paralichthyidae
Source: RefSeq, a predicted model, not a curated record
CUCUUUCCUACCUGCGCCAACGUGAGACACCGCCCCGGAGGGAACACUGGGUGGCGCCAAACCAUUCAACCCUCAUUUCUAACACACACACAACAAUCAGAGUAGAAGAAACGAAGAGGAAAUGUCUGGAGGACGAAGCUAGCUGCUGAGCUAAUGUAAACAUCCACAGACAGGAGACGGGAGCCGGAGAGACGACAGCGCUGCUUGUUCUCCUGCGAAUGUAGACGUCAAUCCUCCUGAUUUUCUGCAAAGAUGACAAGCCAGCGGCGAAGGAUCCACCUGGACCAAUCAGACCUGCUUUGCAAGAAUGGAUGUGGUUUUUAUGGCAACAAUGCUUGGCAGGGCCUGUGCUCAAAGUGCUGGCGAGACGAAAACCAGCGAGAAAAGCAAAAGCAAAUUCAACAAGACUGGGCACUUGCUGAGAGGCUUCAGAGAGAGGAAGAGAAAGCAUAUGCGAGCAAACAACCAAGGGCAGAGUCACAGCCUACCAUCACACCCUUCAGCAAGUUUGAAGAAAGAAAAACGAAGGAAAAGUCCAGCAAAGUUAACACAGUCACAAAGUUUUUUAUUCCUUCCAUCAAAACACCACCAAAAAAGGAUGCUGCUCCUUUUGACUCACAGUCCAGCCCAAGCCCGAGCACCUCGUCAAGCCAGCGUUCCUCUGUGGACAGUGACCUCUCAAUGCGAGAGCUCAUUGAUUUUCUCAAGCCCAUGAAGUCUGGCAGGGAGAUCUUCAAACAGUGCCGGGCCUUCACUGAGAGCAUGGUCUAUAAGCGGAACAUGGGUGCUGAUGAGCUGUCAGAGUGUGUGCAAGACUUCUACCAGAACCUCUCAGAUCGCCUCCAGACUCAGUUCAAAGGUUCGUCAGAUCAGGUACAGAACGUUAUGGAUGAAGUAGAGAAGUACGUUAUGAGUCGUCUCUACAAGGAAGUGUUCUGUCCUGAAACCACAGAUGAUGAGAAAAAGGAUCUGGUCAUUCAGAAGAGAAUCAGAGACUUGCACUGGGUCACCAUUGAGAUGCUGUGCUCUCCAGUGGAUGAGGAGAUCCCUGAGGUUUCUGACAAUGUAGUCAAAGCCAUCACAGAUCUGAUCGAAAUGGACUCGAAGCGCGUGCCCAACGACAAACUGCGGUGCAUGACAAGCUGCAGCAAGCACAUCUUCAACGCCAUCAAAGCCAGCACGAAUGAGGCUGCAUCUGCGGACGACUUCCUCCCGACACUUAUCUACAUAGUGCUAAAAGCAAACCCUCCACGACUGCAGUCCAACAUCCAGUACAUCAACCGCUUCUGCAACCCCAGGAAGCUCAUGACUGGAGAGGAUGGUUACUACUUCACUAAUUUGUGCUGUGCGGUGGCCUUCAUUGAGAAGCUGGACGGUCAGUCUCUGAACCUAACCUCUGAGCAGUUUGAUCUCUACAUGUCGGGCCAGGCGUCCCCCCACUGGCCAAAUACCAAUGGAGCUUCCUCCUCCUCAUCCUCCUCAGGCAGCGCAGCUCUUAGUCAGGUCCACAAACGGCUAGACCUGCUAACAGGGCUCGGGGAAAGGCAGGAACUUGUCAUGGAGAAAGCUCGCCAGCUGAAGAGCGACCUCAUCGACUGGACAGAUGAAGUGGAGCAGAAGGUGCAGUGCGCUCUGGAGAACUUCCCACCAGAGACGGAAAACCUCUCUGCAACCACAGCGAGCGGGUCUGCAACACAGUCAGCAAUUGACGCUGAUAACAUUGAGAAUGAGCUGCUGCCUCCACCACUACAGCCACAGGUGGUUGACGUGUAGAUCUCUGCUCUAAAAAAAUCUAGAGGCCCCCCCCCCCUCUCACUGUUAACGUUUUUGUGCACUCCAAUUUCCACUCCAGCCACCUCCAUUCCAUCCAUCCAUUUUCCUCAUUCAUAGGAGAUCUGCAUGAAGCCCCCUGAUGGGAGUGUCUGCCCCCCUUCUACAUUUGUGAAAAUAGGAUAAAUGGUGGGAUGUGAGUUUGAAACAGGUCUCUCUGGUUAUAUUCAACUUCCCAGAUAAGGGUUUGUAUGUCAUUUAUGUUGUGAUAUUUCCUGGUGUAAAACUGAUCCUACAUUGCCUCUACACUCUACGCCUACUAUUAUAACAGUAAAAAUGUGUUUUUGGUAAAGGAAAUGGAGAAAUCAGAAUGAUUCAAAACAUAACUUCCCCUUACUAAAAAAAAAAAAAACCUCCAGCUCAUGCUUUCUGAUGAAUUCACUGUUCUCUGAACUGUGGGGAAAUUUGGGGCAAGAAAAAGCAUGGACAUGUUCUGUUAAUGUUGACAAAUCUUAAAUCCUUUCUGCUGUGUGUGUGUUUGUGUGUGCGCGUGUGUGCGUGUGGAUAUUGUCACGUUUUCAUGCCAGACCUCUCACUCCAGACAUAAGCUGGAUGUACAGUGAUUUUAUUUUUCUAUAGAGUGGCAGGUAUCAAUUCUUCUGGAUGCAAUAGGAGACACAAAUCCUGUAAUAUUUACAGUAGUGCUAUUGUUAAAGAAAAUAGUGUGAAAACAUGUUACAUGAAUCCUAAUGGUCGAAUAGUAAAAAGCUCCAUCAUUCAUUAAUCUUCUCAAGCAUCUCCCAUUAAAAGUACUUCAAGUAAUCAGCUCUUAGAUGAAAUAUCCAAAUCAGAAAUACUUUUUAUAGAUCCCUGGGGAAAUUGGGUUUUGUGAUUAUCAUUAAUUGAUUAUUUUGCUCUGUCAGAGAUAUGGGGUUGACAAGGAGAAGAUGCUGUUUCCUCCCAACUCCAAAACGUACAAAUCCCCCAAAUCAGUUUUUAUUAAUGCAGAGAAAUACAUAGAACAUCAACCAGCUCAGUUUAUUUUACAGCACGUUCAGUCUCUUUAAUUUUAAAGCUCUUAAGAAAGACAUUGAAUGAAGGAAGUAAUUGCUAUAUUCAUUUGAAAGGAUGAUUGCUGAAAACAGUGUUAUGGGCUGUUUCCACAUGUUCUUCAGCUGUGUGACAGUCCUGAGAAGAUGUUUGAAAAAUAUGAAAGGCACAUAUUAUUUUUUUUAACCAAUGCUCAUCAACUAAUGUUUCCUUUUAUUGCUAGAUCUGAAUCUUUUUAGUUUUUUCAGUGUGUAGUUACUUUCUGAUUUUAAUUAGACAAACUAAAACAUUUAAUGCAAACAACAACUUGAAUAUUGCACUGUAAGCAGAAGCCAUUUAUGAGUCAGAAACAUCUUUGUAACCUUAUAGGUUUGUAAUUGUAACAUUCGAGGAAGUAACUAAAUACUGCCUUUUAUUUAAAUGUAACUUAUUGGGGCAGUAUAAGUAUUAUUUGAUUCUAUGGGUGUGUGAUAAUUAAUAAAAAUUGAAAAUGCAUGUGUGCUCAUGUGCAGUUCCUGUUUCACAUGACUGUCAUGAGUUUGCAAGUGAAGAACUGCAUGCAAAUACAGCAUUUCUGGAAUUAUCCUUUUUCUCCAGUGUGUGUUUAUAUUUUUAUGUUGUGUAAUAAUGGAAAAGACUCAUUUAGUUUAUGAUAGAUACAGAACUUUCAGAUUUGUAUAGUCAACAAUAAAAGCCUAAAUACAAUGAGA